Messenger RNA from Acanthamoeba castellanii str. Neff, 672 nucleotides. RefSeq lists its product as uncharacterized. The coding region runs from base 1 to 672 and encodes 223 amino acids. Lineage: Eukaryota; Discosea; Longamoebia; Acanthamoebidae. The transcript is spliced from 3 exons. The record is from RefSeq and is a predicted model, not a curated record.
AUGCCCCCUAAUCCCACGUCACUGCCGGCCACGGCUGUGAGCCCGGUACGGCUGUGUUCCUCGGCGGCCACCUACGCGACGGACUCGGCGUACGAGACCACCCACGUCCCGGUCUCUUCGUGCCACCACGACUUCGGCUUCGGCUCCUGUUGCGGGCUCCUGCUCCUGCCUCGGCUCCAGCUCCGACUGCGACUUCGACUUCGGCUCCGAUCGCGCCCCGCGCGUGCCCGUCGGUUCCUCGCUCUGCUGCGGCUGCGGUUGCGGCUCCUGCUCCGCCUGGACCGCCGACUGUCAUUGCGCGGCCUUCUCCGCUGCCUGCGGGUGUCGCGACUGCGCGAUCGCGAUCUCGACCUGGAUCUCGACCACGAGCGUGAGCGGCUGGUCAUGCGCCUCUUGGUCCGCUGUCUGCGCCUCGGCGGGCUCCGCGAUGAUGAAGGAGACGACGAUGAUGACGACGACGACGCGGAGCUCGACCGGCUCCUGCUCCGCGAUCGCCUGGCCCAGUUCGGCGAGCGCGAGCGCGAGCGCGACCUGGAUCUCGCCCUCUUGGUCACCGGUGUCCGAGAGCGGCUUCGGCGAGAGCGCUUGUACACAGGGCUGCGGCUGCGCGAGUGCGGCGCCACCCACUCCGGCGUUGGCAUGUCGCGCAAGAAGCGCAUCAUCUGCUCGUAG